This is a messenger RNA of Stomoxys calcitrans (stable fly), 9704 nucleotides long. It is a transcript of the gene kel, whose product is annotated as ring canal kelch protein. NCBI's taxonomy places the organism in Eukaryota, Metazoa, Arthropoda, Insecta, Diptera, Muscidae. The record is from RefSeq and is a predicted model, not a curated record. The transcript is spliced from 8 exons. Gene Ontology annotation, molecular function: protein binding.
AAAAGCUUGAGCUGCGCGGAUUGGGCAGGCACACACAUUACAUAUAGUAGCAAAUAAAAAACAAAAUACUUCAGUUAACUUAUUAUUUAUCAACAUAUUCAAAGUGAAUCUGUUUUCUAUUUGAAAUACAUGUAUAUUUUCACAGCAGACAAUAUCGGUAUAACAAGAACUUCUGUGUGGCUGCUGUUGUUGUUGGUGUAGUGUUUAUAUGUAUAUUAUUAUACUAACCAGUUUAACUUUACAAACGGAAAUGAAUUGCUUUAAUUGAUUAAUUAAUGAUAUAAGAAUUACUUCUUGUUGUGGCAAAGUCGAUGAAUAUUUAAAAAAAAGUGUUUUUUAUACCCCGUGACCCACAUUCUAAACGAUACGGUGAGAGAAGAUUCUUUCAUGUAACGGCCCGCGUUUGGGUGUGUAUGCGUUGAUGUGUAGCUAAACUUGCAUUUGACAAAAGGUAAUAUAAUAAGUGGAUGCAGUAGUCCAAGUGUUGCAUGAGUGUGCAGUAGUCCAAGUGUUUGGUAUUUACGUUAGAAUACUGUAUGAUAUCGUUGAGCGCACUAUUGACAUCAUUGGGAGUUAUGAGUGGUCAACAAAAUCAAAACGCAAAUCAACAACAGCAGCCAGGUGGUAACAACAAUAACAAUCAACAACAACAAAACCAAAACAAUCCCCAUCAUAAUGCGGCCGGUGGUGGGGGCCAGAUAGCAGCCAACAAUCAUCAAAAUCCAGCAGCAGAGGGCAGCAUGGAAAGGGGAAGCUGCUUAUUACGUUAUGCCAGCCAAAAUUCAUUGGACGAGAGCUCACAGAAGCACAUACAAAGGCCCAACAGUAAAGAUCGUUGUGUGGGCCAAUAUCACAAUGAACUGCAUACCACGCGUUCCUUCGAAGCCAUGAACGAGAUGCGCAAGCAAAAUCUCCUUUGUGAUGUUACCCUCAUUGCUGAUGAUAUUGAAAUACCAGCCCAUAAAAUGGUUUUGGCAUCGUGUAGUCCAUAUUUCUAUGCAAUGUUUACGGGUUUCGAGGAAUCUCGACAGGGGCGUAUAACAUUACAGGGCGUUGACCAUCGAGCUUUAGAAUUACUCAUUGAAUACGUCUACACCUCAACGGUGGAGGUCAAUGAAGAUAAUGUUCAAGUCCUGCUAACAGCUGCUAAUCUCUUGCAAUUGACCGACGUGCGCGAUGCUUGCUGUGAUUAUUUGCAAACCCAAUUGGAUGCUAGCAAUUGUUUGGGCAUACGUGAUUUUGCCGAUAUGCAUGGCUGUGUGGAUUUGGUCAAUUAUGCCGAACAAUACAUCGAACAACACUUUAACGAAGUCAUACAAUUCGAUGAAUUUUUAAAUUUGACUUCAGAACAAGUCAUUUCUCUCAUACGCAACGAUCGUAUCUCUGUGGCCAGUGAAGAAAAAGUCUACGAAUGUGUCAUCAAUUGGAUACGUUACGAUCCCACAUUGCGCGAUCAAUACACCGCUGACCUAAUGGAACAUGUACGCCUGCCUUUGUUGUCCAAGGAGUAUAUAACUCAAAAUGUUGAUAAAGAACCCCUUUUGGAGGGAAAUAUCGUUUGUAAAAAUCUCAUUAUUGAAGCUCUUACAUAUCACUUAUUGCCAAAUGAAAUCAAAACGCAACGCACUAUGCCUAGAAAACCGGUUGGAUUUCCCAAAAUUCUUUUGGUUAUAGGGGGUCAGGCGCCCAAAGCUAUUCGUUCAGUAGAAUGCUAUGAUUUGAGAGAAGAAAAAUGGUAUCAGGCUGCAGAAAUGCCAAAUCGCAGAUGUCGUGCUGGUUUAGCUGUCCUGGGCGAAAAAGUUCAUGCUGUCGGAGGUUUUAAUGGCUCUUUGCGUGUUCGCACGGUUGAUGUCUACGAUCCGGCCACCGAUCAGUGGUCCACCAGCAGUAGCAUGGAGGCCAGGCGCUCUACGUUGGGUGUGGCCGUACUUAAUGGCUGCAUUUAUGCUGUAGGCGGAUUUGAUGGCACCACUGGUUUGUGUAGUGCUGAAGUGUACGAUCCAAAAACAGAAGCUUGGCGUUUCAUAGCUUCCAUGUCAACUCGACGCAGUUCAGUGGGUGUAGGUGUUGUCAAUGGUCUUCUAUAUGCCGUUGGAGGUUAUGAUGGUUUCACGCGCCAAUGUCUAUCCUCGGUUGAGCGUUAUAAUCCUGAGACCGAUACUUGGUAUCAGGUUGCCGAUAUGUCAGCCCGUCGUAGUGGUGCCGGUGUGGGAGUUUUAAAAAAUAUUUUAUAUGCUGUAGGUGGACACGAUGGGCCCAUGGUACGCAAAUCGGUUGAGGCUUACGAUCCUGAAACAAAUCUAUGGCACUCGGUUGCAGAUAUGUCAUUCUGUAGGCGCAAUGCCGGCGUUGUGGCUCAUGAUGGUCUCUUGUAUGUUGUGGGUGGUGAUGAUGGUGAUUCGAAUUUGUCCUCAGUGGAGGUAUAUAGUCCGGAAACAGACACCUGGAGGAUUUUGCCCGCGGCCAUGACCAUUGGUCGCAGUUAUGCUGGUGUAUGCAUGAUAGAUAAACCCAUGUGAAUAGAAGAGCAGGGUGCAUUGGUGCGACAAGCGACUGUUAUUGCAAUUAAUGGUCUCGUAGACGAUGAGAAUAGUCAAGCUGAAGGUACGAUCGAGGGUGCAGCUGGUCUUGUGCGUCAGGAUCAGCCGCAACAAUCAAAUAUUGUUAAUCACCAACAACAACAACAGCAACUUAUACAUCCUCAUUAUGAAAAUAUCUACGAAUCCAUAGAACAUUACAAUGCAGCCGUUCGUGCAAUUGGUGCCGACAUUGUUGGUGCACCAAUUAAUGUGAACAAUAUCGCCAAUGCCCCUGCCGAAGAAAUGCCCCAGCAACCACAAGUUGUUGCUCCCCAGCAGCCAACACAUCCGACACAACAAGCAGCGCCAUCGAAUUCCAAUGAUGCCAAUACUAAUACUCAAAGUAAAUCCCGACAAACAACGAAUAACUUCAACUAUCGCAAUGAUUUAUACGAUCGUGCAAAUGCCGUCAAUAUGAAUGGAGGUGUCAUGGGAGCCAAUGGCGGUGGUGCAAACUAUGAUAUACCCCGAUCGGUACGAUCAGGUCUAGGUUUUAGGCGAAACUUUCAAUUAGAUCUACAUGCAGCUAAUCCCCGUUUCAAUGCUUUUCGCUGCAAUGGUGUGACUUGUAAUCAUUACAAUACCACAACUUCUUCAUCUUCGUGCCAUCGACAACGUAGUUUUGAUGAUACAGAAUCUCAAAACUACUACAACAUAAACUAUCAGCCAGCCGUUCGUUAUGAAAAUAUCUACGAGCAGAUACACGAUGAGCCCAUUUAUCGCAAUACCAAUGGUGGAUCGUCUCGUGUUUAUGGCCGUUUAAAUGUCAUCGGACAUGGUAUAGGACGCAUAGAACGUCACUUAAGUUCCUCGUGUGGCAAUAUAGAUCACUACAAUUUGGGUGGUCACUAUGCAGUUUUAGGCCAUUCACAUUUUGGUACUGUAGGUCACAUACGGCUUAAUACCGGUUCAACCACAACCACAAAUAGUUCAAGUAUUGCCUCAACCGCCAGUUGCAAUGGCAAUAACUGUGGGACUACACCCUCCUCAUCAGCUGCAGCAGCCUCGUCCUCACAACGGGAUGCCAAUAAUGUUAAAAAUAGUGCAUCCUCUUUCUUUAGCUGUUUACACGGUGAAAACACUCAGAACGUCAUGGGUAGAACGUUUGGAAAUGCCACAGGAAACUCUAACUCGGGAUUAAGCAUUAGUGGCACUCCCAAUAGCUCAAAAGAUCGUGAGAGCCGAGCUGCAUCUGCUGGCCCUCUCAUCAAUCCAAAUGCUCUUAACAACAAUACUGACACUAACACUGCAUCAUCUUCAUCAUCCUUACGAGCUACAGGAGCCAUUCCUAAAAUAAAAAGUCUAAACAGUUCGUCGGGCUCAAGCAAAAACUCCAAUAAUACCGAAAAGAAUUCAUCGGCUUCGGCAACUGAAAAAACCGUGUCUUCCCUUAAAAAUGCUCUAACAAAGAAAUCAUCCUCAAGCUACGCACAAAAGUCAUCUGCUCAACAAACAACAUCAUCAUCUUCAAAUGCCAAUAACUCGGUGAUGAGUGAACAGAAUAAUUCGGUAAAUCGUAUUUCAAAAUCAAGUCUGCAAUGGCUUUUGGUCAACAAAUGGUUACCCUUGUGGAUGGGUCAAGGGGCCGAUUGUAAAGUUAUUGAUUUUAAUUUUAUGUUUUCACGCGACUGUGUGGAUUGUGAUGCUGCAUCAGCUGCGGCACAAAUGGCAAAUCCCUAUGGAACACCACGUUUAUCGGGUCUACCACAAGAUAUUGUAAGAUUUAAUGCCAGAGCAGAAAUGCAUGCUGCUGCUGGUGUGGGAGGCACAUAUCGAAGGCACAAUGAACAAUUUGCUGCAAGACCUUUACACAAUACUUUGAAUCGUUUGCGUGAAACAGAUGGUUAUGGUGGGGCAGCAGGAGCAACAGCGGCGAGACGCUAUGAGGACCCUUCCUAUGAGAAUGUGCAUGUGCAAUGGCAAAACGGCUUUGAAUUUGGUAGAUCUAGGGACUAUGAUCAUUCGCUGAGUGGGGGAACAGUGCCGACCGCGAGUGGCAGAGCUCCUUUGCAAAGAGCUAGAUCAGAAAGUCCUACUCUAAGCAGUCACAGAAAUACAACACAAUCUAGGCGCUUAAGAAGUAGUGGCCCAGCGGGCCACAAAUCAGGCAGCUCAACAGCUAAUAGAACUAAAUUCAAAGAUCCAUUUCGCAACUACGAACUCAAUACGGAGAGCAACAGUUUCAGGCCAAAAUUUAGUAAAGCAGAAACUCUUGAUGUAGCGGACAAUGUUGCCUCAACGUCUUCGGCACAAAAUUUGAAAUCGCCAGCACCAGUUGGAGCUGUUGGUGGUGGGGCGAUACAGCCAGAACCCAAUAAUCCAACUUUACUGGUAACAGCCGCCAUCGACGACUCAGAAGGAGCCGUAGGAGGUAUCGAUCUAAGGCUGACAAAUGAUGCUAAUACAGUAUCAUCAUCAUCCUCAUCAUCUGCAGUACUUCCAAGCAUCGAAGUUGCCACUUUGGAAGCUGCUGCCAUGGCAAUUGCCACAAGUGAUAACGACAACAGUGUGCCAGUAAUGGCCAACAAUAAGUUAAACUCGCCAAGUAACACAACAAGUAAUGAACAAAAAGAAAUGUAAUUUUUAGAAAUAUUAUUGAUUGAUUGAAUUCUUAGACAUAUUUUUAAUUGCCAACUUUUUGCAAUGUGGCUUCUUUCACCUCUCCAAACUGCUUAUUUUUUUUUUGGAUAUUUUUUUAGAGGAAUUAUUUUGGUCAUAAUAAUUAUUUUUUUUUACUUUAUUAGAUCCUCUUUUAAUAAUGAUGCAUUUAGUAGAAACUUGUCUUCCAUAGUCCGAAGAAUAUGUCAGACGACUUCAGAAGUAUUGACACAUACAUGAUGAGUUUUUCCAGUUUAAUAAACAUAUAAGUCGCACAUAUAUAAUGAAGUCGAAGAUAAUCCCCCUUAUUCCGGUUGGCGAUGGCGUAGUCGUAUGUCAAAAUUUUUAAAAAGUGGUUGUCAAAGACAAAAACUUGUUUACAUUUUUGGUAUCACAUAAGUCAAAUGGUUAAUUGCAUUUUAAACUACAUCGCGCCUGUUUGUCGAAAGAGUAGGGAACCUACUUCUAUAUUAUUUUUUUUAUUUACCACAAUAUUUUUAUACCCUACACCACCACUGUGGUACAGGGUAUUAUAAAUUUGUGCAUUUGUUUGCAACGCUUAGAAGGAGAAGAGCUAGACCCAUUGAUAAGUAUACCGAUCGGCUUAGAAUCACUUCCUGAUUCGAUUAAGCUAUGUCCGUCUGUCUGUCCAUGUAUUUUUGUGAUAAAGUUACAGGUCGCAUUUAUUGUCCGAUUGUCAUGAAAUUUAGCACAAGUCUCUUUUUUGGCCCAAUGACGAAUGCUAUUGAUUUUGAACGAAAUCGGUUCAGAUUUAGAUAUAGCUCCCAUAUAUAUAUAUUUUAUCCGAUAUGGCCUUUAAAGCCUAUAGAAGUCACAAUUUUGGUCUGAUCUUUACGAAAUAUGGUCUCAAAUAUUCAACGGUCUCAUAUGUAUGCAAAAUUUCAUAAAAAUCGAUUCAGAUUAUGGCUGUGGAAGCCAUAAUGGCAUGGGGUAUUUUAUGCAACGUCCUCAUAUGUGUGCAAAAUUUCAUAAAAAUCGGUUCAGAUUUAGAUAUAGCUUUCAAAUAUAUCUUUCAUUCGAUAUGGCCUUUUAAGGCUGUAAAAGCCUUUAUUUUGGUCCGAUCUUUACAAAAUUUGACAUGGGGUGUUUUAUUCAGUGUCCUCAUAUGUGUGCAAAAUUUCUUAAAAAUCGGUUCAGAUUUAGAUGUAGCUCCCAUAUAUUUUUCAUCCGAUAUGGCCUUUUAAGGCUGAAGAAGCCACAAUUAUGGUCCAAUCUUUACAAAAUAUUGUAUGGGGUAUUUUAUGCAACGUCCUCAUAUGUGUGCAAAAUUUCACCAAAAUCUGUUCAGAUUUAGAUAUAGCUUCCAAAUAUAUCUUUCAUUCUAUAUGGCCUUUUGAGGCAGUAGAUGCCAUAAUUUUGUCCGAUCUUUCCAAAAUUUGGCAUGGGGUGUUUUAUGCAACGUCCUCAUAUGUGUGCAAAAUUUCAUAAAAAUCGGUUCAGAUUUAGAUAUAGCUCCAUAUAUAUCUUUCAUCCCAUAUAGCCUUUUAAAUAUAUCUUUCAUUCUAUAUGGCCUUUUGAGGCAGUAGAUGCCAUAAUUUUUGUCCGAUCUUUAGAAAAUUUGGCAUGGGGUGUUUUAUGCAAUGUCCUCAUAUGUGUGCAAAAUUUCAUAAAAAUCAGUUCAGAUUUAGAUAUAGCUCCAUAUAUAUCUUUCAUCCCAUAUGGCCUUUUAAGGCUGAAGAAGCCACAAUUUUUGUCCGAUCUUUACAAAAAUUGGCAUGGGGUGUUUUAUUCCAUGUCCUCAUAUGUGUGCAAAUUACUUAAAAAUCGGUUCAGAUUUAGAUAUAGCUCCCAUAUAUAACUUCCAUCCGAUAUGGAAUUUUAUGGCUAUAGCAGCCACGAAAUGUUUUCUUUAAAGUUCCAAUACGACUACAAAAUUUCAUAAAAAUCGGUUCAAAUUUAGAUAUAGCACCCAUAUAUAUCUUUUAUUCGAUAUGGAGUUUUAAGGUUGUAGCAGCCACAAUUUUGGUCUGAUCUUUACAAAAUUUGGCACUGGGUGUUUUAUUCAACGUCCUCAUAUGUAUGCGAAAUUUUACCAAAAUCGGUCCAGAUUUAGAUAUAGCUCUCAUAUAUAACUUUCAUCCGAUAUGGAAUUUUAUGGCUAUAGCAGCCACAAUUUUGAUCGGAUCUUUACAAAAUUUUACACGAAAUGUUUUCUUUAAAGUUCCAAUACGACUACAAAAUUUCAUAAAAAUCGGUUCAAAUUUAAUUAUUCCUCCCAUAUAUAUCUUUCAUCCGAUUGGACUUUAAAGGCUGUAGUAGGCACAAUUUUGUUCCGAUCUUUACAAAAUUUGGCACGGGGUGCUUUAUCCAACGUCCUCAUAUGUGUUCAAAAUUUCUUCAAAAUCGGGCCAGAUUUAGUUAUAGCACCCCUAUAUAUAUUUUAUCCGAUAUAGAGUUUUAAGCCUGUAGCAGCCACAAUCGUGGUCGGAUGUUUACAAAAAUUUAGCACGGGGUGCUUUAUUUGACUUCUUCAUACCUGUGCAAAAUUUCAUAAAAAUCGGUUCAGAUUUAGAUAUACCUCGCAUAUAUAUCUUUCAUCCGAUUUGGACUUUAAAGGCUUUAGUAGGCACAAUAUUGGCCCGAUUUCUACAAAAUUUAGCGUGAGUUGUUUUAUUUAAAGUCCCAAUGCGAGUGCAAAAUUUAAUCUAAAUCGGUCUAGAUUAAGACAGCUCCCAUAUACAUCUUUUGUCCGAUAUGGUCUUUUAAGGCUGUAGAAGUCACUAUUUUAGUCCGAUCUUAACAAGAUGUAGUAUGAGGUGUUUUAUUUGACGUCUUAAUACGUGUGCAAAAUUUCAUAAAAUUCGGUUUAGAUAUAGGUCCCCGAUAUAUCUUUCAUCCGAAAUAGACUUUAACCCGUAGAAUCCACAAUUAUCGACCGAUUUUGCAUGAGACAAUUUAUUUGACGUUCCAAUACUUGCGCAAAAUUUCAUUAAAAUCGGUCCUGAUUUACAUAUGGCUCUAUUGUAUAUAUUUUAUCCGAUAUGGACUUUUAAGGCAAUAAAAGCAACAAUUUCGGUCACAUCUCUACAAUAUAGGGCGUGUGAUGUUCUAUUUGACAUCCCAGUAUGGGUAAUCAAAAUUGGCACAUGUUUCGAUUUAACUCCCAUACAAUCUUUUGUCGGAUAUGGCCUUUUAAGGAUGUGGAAAUCCAAAUUUGUUACCCUAUCGUAGGAAAAUCUUGCAAGGUUCUAUUAGAUAUUUAAAUAGGUAUCCAAAUUAAAGUCUGAAUGGAUUUCGAGAUAAUUCUACAUAUAAAAAGUACUACGUAUACCAGGUGGUGAAGGGUAUAAUAUAAUCGGCUCCGCCCGACUUUUGCCUUUUCUUACUGGUUCUGUUUUCAAACUUUCGAAGGUGAAUAAGUUACAGAAUACCACUAAAUGUGAAAUUCGCCUUCGACUACGACUGCUGUCGAUUUUCGCCUUCAACAACGGGAAUAAGGGUGAAUGUCAUACCCCAUUGGUCUUUUUCAAACACCUUUUACUUUUUAUUUUAGCAAACAAACAAAUUUACAACGGAAAAAAAUUUUGCUCUUGUAAUAAAAAAAUUUUUUCAAAUGUUGCCUUUUUGUCGAAAACUUACUUUGCAACAAAAAAAAAUUGUAAUUGUAGCUGUUAUUAGCCUCAUUUCUAGGAUAAAGAAGCCUACCAGCAGGCUUAAGUUCUAUCUCUACUCUUACUAAAAGAUUUUGACCACCAUUCGCCUAGUGUGAUAUGGAUCUUUAAGGUGGAAAUCCGGAGAUUAAAGCACGAUCCGCCUACAGUAUGAGAACACACAUUGAACAGCGCGUUGUGGUUGAACAUCUAAGGUCUGAAAUUUCUAACAAAAUAAUUUAAGCCGCUCCAAUUUGUAGAAAACAGAAACGCCCAACCAAUCGAUUCUGGGGGAAUUAUUACCUCAGGGUUAAAUCUGCUCGGAAAGUAUUUUGUUAAUCCUCAUAAGCAUCAGUUUCGAUAAAAUUUUACUAUAACUUUGAACUGAUAUGUUGUGUUAUGCUGUCAAUUAUACUCGCGAAAUAUGCGCUUCUAUCCAUCUACACCAACAGUGGUGGGCAAAUAUACGCAUACUUUUGUACACUUUUGUGUACGUGCACAAGAACAUAAGCCCAUGGGCUUGCAAAAAGCGUGCACAUGUGUUAGUGUGUCCAUCAAUGAUUUACACUAUAUGUAGCACAAUUUUUUCUUACAAAUAGAAAAUUAUAUGAAAAAUGUAGCACCUGUAUCGAAUUUUUUGCAUCUGUAUCUUAGGCCCUUUAAAACUAUCCAGGAUUCACUAAUAGAAGGUUAGGUCAUGAACAUCAUUAAGGAUGUCAAAUCUGCCGAUUGAAAAUUUCAUGAACAUUAUUAAGGAUGUCACAUUUGCCGAUUGAAAAUUUCAUCAAAUAGGAGAAACCUAAACAAAGAUUGUAUGUAAAAAAGAAUAAAUUGACAUCCUCAAUGCCAAGUACUGCCAAAAAUUAAAAAAAAAAAAAUUGUGUCGGCUGCUCGCUUGGCUUAACCUUAAGGCCUG